UAUAGCAACCUAUCCAAUCACUCCGUUUUUGGUUUUCCACAAGGUAUUCAUUCAUCAAUGGCGACUGGUUUAAUCCGACGAGCGAUUUCUAGGGUUCAGUCAUCAGCACCGGCGGCGAGGCUACUCGUUGCCAGAGCUCACGCUUCUGACUCCCAAGCACAGCAGGUAGAAUCUAAGCCCAAUCUCAAGUCAUUUCAAAUUUACCGAUGGACUCCAGACAACCCAGGGAAACCCGAGCUCAAAGAAUACAAAAUCGAUCUGAAGGAAUGCGGACCUAUGGUUUUAGAUGCGCUAAUCAAAAUCAAGAAUGAAAUUGACCCUACACUUACCUUCAGGAGAUCCUGUAGAGAAGGGAUCUGUGGGUCCUGUGCUAUGAAUAUCGACGGAUGUAAUGGACUCGCUUGUUUGACCAAGAUCUCGUCGGAUUCUGAAUCGACGAUUACGCCGUUGCCACAUAUGUUUGUGAUUAAGGAUCUGGUGGUGGAUAUGACUAAUUUCUAUAAUCAGUAUAAGUCUAUUGAGCCUUGGCUUAAGAGGAAGACACCUGCACCAACGCCUGGGAAGGAGAUACCACAGAGCAAGAGCGAUAGGGCUAAGUUGGAUGGAAUGUACGAGUGUAUUCUAUGUGCUUGCUGUAGCACAUCAUGCCCUAGCUACUGGUGGAAUCCAGAGUCUUAUCUUGGUCCCGCUGCACUCCUCCAUGCCAACCGAUGGAUCAUGGAUAGCCGUGAUGAAUUUACUCAGGAGCGCCUGGACGCAGUUAAUGAUGAAUUCAAGCUUUAUCGCUGCCAUACUAUUCUGAACUGUUCUCGUGCUUGCCCAAAGGGCUUAAAUCCUGGGAAGCAUAUUCAGAACAUCAAGAAGCUGGAGAUGGCACCUUGAGCCUGCAGUGUAGUGUUCCAGUCUUUUCUGCUAAGAUUGAUUUUGAAGGACUAGUAGGAGGUUGUGUCUCAAAAUAAUGUAUGCACAGAUUGUAAUUUACUCUCUGAGAUCUUUUUUAUACUUGAAUUUGGGAUGAAAGGUGCAUCUCCCUGAAAUAUAAUACAGUAUCAAUUUCAAGUACAUUGCUCCAUAAUGCAUUUAAGGCAGUUUGUGUUU
Messenger RNA from Solanum verrucosum, 1098 nucleotides. RefSeq names its product succinate dehydrogenase [ubiquinone] iron-sulfur subunit 2, mitochondrial. The coding region runs from base 58 to 882 and encodes 274 amino acids. NCBI's taxonomy places the organism in Eukaryota, Viridiplantae, Streptophyta, Magnoliopsida, Solanales, Solanaceae. Gene Ontology annotation, cellular component: mitochondrion. Gene Ontology annotation, molecular function: 2 iron, 2 sulfur cluster binding; electron transfer activity. The record is from RefSeq and is a predicted model, not a curated record. The transcript is spliced from 2 exons. Gene Ontology annotation, biological process: tricarboxylic acid cycle; respiratory electron transport chain; aerobic respiration.